Molecule: messenger RNA, 4759 nt
Organism: Coregonus clupeaformis (lake whitefish)
Lineage: Eukaryota; Metazoa; Chordata; Actinopteri; Salmoniformes; Salmonidae
Exons: 6
Coding region: 921-2366 (481 amino acids)
Biological process (GO): intracellular protein transport
Molecular function (GO): phosphatidylinositol binding
Source: RefSeq, a predicted model, not a curated record
GUUCCGCAGAUCUUUGCAUUGAUUGUAGCUACGGAUUUUAUUGACAUUCGACACAAUUGUAGACGGAGACUUUUUCUAAAGAUCUGUUGGAGCGCUCAACUCUGAAUAGCUAAUUAUUUGGGGGUCUUUCAAAACACGUUUUUAAGAAGACGUUUAAAAUAUACCCCGACUAUAUGAAAGUAACCGCCUAGCCCUAGUUGUCAUUCCAAAACAUGAUUUAUCAGUUUGUUUGUUUACCCACACUUCCUAGCUAGACUAACGUUAGUGUUAUUGACUUUUGAUUAGUAUCAACAUUUGUUUUUACAAUGUGGUUACAGUGAAAUACUUUUUAUUUUUUACACAGGAGUGGUUGGUGGUGGAGGAAUUAAACAUAUUGCCAGUGACAGUGCUAUCAAGACGAGGAGGGGUUUAUCUUGAGGGCAAAGGGCAAGUGAAGGCAUUCAUCCCCAGUCUGCUGUUCCCAAACAUGGCUAACAGCAAAGAAAUCGAGAGAAGCAAAAGACUAACUGCAUUUGAGAUGUUAUCCAGUCGUACAUUUUUCACAAAACUUAUUACGGCACUGAAACGUUGUCCUCGUGACUGAGUGCUUUAGUGAGACUUGAGGGGUGGAAGAGAAGCAUAGGCUGAGUUUUUCCCUCUUUGCUGACUCGUUGAUAUUGAUUCUUGUAUUUUGUGUUUUUUGUUUUGUUUGGCAGAUGUAUCAUGUGCAGCGUAGCCUACGGAAGGAUGAUUAAGAAUCACGAAGAAUAUGUACAUUAGAGCCCGACCGAUAUGGGAUUUUUGGGUCCGAUACCAAUACCAUUUUUAGGGAGGCAGCUAAAUCACCGAAUAAUCUGCCUAUGUAUAGUUUUUUUAGAGCUGGAAUGAAAGUGUUUAUUUUUUGCAAACAUUUUACUCCAAUGGAUUAACAGAUACUCUAAAUGAUGAUUAAGAAUCACGAAGAAGAUGAGUUUGUUGCUGUGCGGGUCCAAGACCCUCGGGUUCAGAAUGACGGCUCUUGGAACUCGUACGUGGAUUUCAGGAUAUUCCUUCACACCAACAGCAAGGCCUUCACAGCGAAGAUGUCCUGUGUGCGCCGGCGCUACAGUGAGUUUGUCUGGCUCAAGAAGAGGAUGCAGAAGAACACUGGCUUGGUAUCCGUCCCAGACCUGCCCAGCAAGCCCUUCUUCUCCUUUAGUGGUGAGGACUUCCUAGAGAAGAGGAGGAAAGGCCUGCAGUCCUUCCUGGACAAAGUGUGCACCAUGACAGUGUGUCUGUCAGACAGUCAGCUCCACCUCUUCCUGCAAACCCAACUGCCAGUUGGUCACAUCCUGGACUGUGUGCAGGGCCACACCCCCUACACUGUGACAGAGGCCAUCCUCACCUACGGCUCAUCCAAUCAGGGCUGGGUUCCGGAAGAGGACUCGACCCAGGACCCAAGUCUUACUCCAGUUCCUUAUGAGUCCAUGGAGAGCCCUGCUCCUCAUCUACCUACCCUGCAAUGUGAAGAGCCCCUCAACCCUGUGAACCUCGCCUCCAGUGAGCCAGAGGGCCUAAUGACUGAGAAGUUUCUAGCUGACGCCCAUGACAUAGACGCUGUGGAGUUACAGCUCAGUGAGACUGAGACCCUUUCCCUAGAGGUCACCCAGGAGGACCACAAUGUAUUCCAGGUAGAGGCCAUCCUGGAGACACACAGCCCAGUGGAGACUAUCUUUAAGUGGGAUGGCCAUGAAGAAUCUACCCCAGAGAGGCUCGAACAUGAGGAGGUGAUCCACCAAGGGGAUUGUCAACAGCUGACACUUGUGGAACUGCACUGUGAAAAGGACACAGGCUUGGAAGAGGGAUGUGUAACGGAGUUGAAGACUGAGAGGGUCAUUAAGGAGGAGAGCCAUGCUAACAUACCUACAGAUAUAAUUCAUCCCAAACAGAGUAACCUAGACCUAGGCCUGGAGGAGGAGUGUGAAUCGGAAGUGGCCCUUGAGGGUGAGACCCAUACAGACACGACUACACAGACAAUCCCUCCCAAACAGAGUAGCCCAGAGCUAGACAUCCAUGAGGAAACUCCUCAAGAUGGAGAUGAUGGCCUAAGGGAGACAGUUCUAGAGGACCUUAACCCUGCGGAGGAAGCUCAAGAAAGCAUCAGUCACGAGAAGAGAACCUCAGAAGGGGACUGCAACACAGUAACAGCCAUUGAGCUGGACAGCCAAGGACACACGGAUGAGAGAAACUCCCACAUAGAGAUCAGCCUAGAGGAAGACUGUCAUGAGAUCACAACCGAAGAAGUGGAAAGUGUUGAUGACUCAACCCAAGAGGUAGAAAGUGGAGAUGUUGCAACCCAAAAGGGAGAAGUCGAUGACUCAUUUCGAGGUGGAAAGGCGGCUCCCUAGGACAUUCAACAAGUAGAAGAUCAGCUGGACACAACCAAAGAGGUUGAGAGACGAGGAAAUGAAUGGAGAGGAUGGGGAGAGUCGGGAAUGGGGAAACAACAACAUCCGAUGGGAGUAAUAAGGAGAGCGACGACAAGGAUUCUGCCAAUAAUGAAAAUGCAACACGAGACAAAUAGCUACAUGGAGAAGGGAAAUUACCAAACAGACCGCACAGAGGCAGAAGAAGUCUGCAACAACACAUUCUAAAGCCCGAAACGAACCAAGAUCCCUCACAUGAAGAAAUCACACCUGAGGUACCCAAUGCUCAGGGGACCAAUGGUGUCAGUCGGAGAGGGAAUUAGUCCGUUUAACUCAACCGGCUGUGUUGCCCCAAUGGUUUUAAUGUGGCAAAUAUUUUGGCAGUUAAUUCACAUGCCUUCAGAAAGCUGUGUGAUCCAGAACUGUGUCGCAGUUAAAACGUGAUUACGAGUUUGGAGUGGGUGAAAGUUACUUAUCGUGCAAUCAACUUUGACUGCGUUUUAUUCAUAACUUCUGGAGAAAAAAAAGUGUCAUCCUGCAUGCAUUCCCUUAGGUAUACUGCAUUGCUGUUGUGGGUUGGUUUCUGGGUUCAGCUUGAGCAAACGGGGGGGUGAGUGUCGUUCCACCUAAAAGCACAAGAAAGAGGAUUUCGACACACACAAUCUCAGAUUGUCCUGAAAUCGUUUCUGUAGUUAGAAACAGAUCCAAUUAGCAUUCCUGAAAGAUUAUUUUGUGGAAAUAUAAUUUGAUCUCUGAGGAAUUAAGCAAAUUGAUUGCACCCAAAUUGGCCAUUUUGAAUGAUUGGAUUCAUAUAAUCGUCAAUAAAUAUAGUACCUAACAUCCUAUUUGAAUCAUAAUUCUUCCUGACAGAUGAGUACGACGUGAACAAAAUCCACCCAUGGACCCCCCACACUACACCAAUCCCACCCCAAUAACCAGUAUACAGUAUCAAUUUCCUAUGUCUGACAUGGAGCUGCGCCUUGGAGUAUUGCUUUUUCAUCCUAUGUAAUGUUUUCCCUGUGAAUCUGGUGAAGUUAACCCCCCACACACACACACACACACACAGUUUUGCUGGUCUCCUGUGUUUAUUAAAUGGAUCGCAACGUUUUCUUUGCAACUUUGGGAAGAAAACCAAUAGCUUUUGCUCAUGAUGAAAAUAAAUGUUGUGGUCAUCCUCCCAAUUCUAGCCAGUCCUCCAUGAAAGCAGUUCAGUUUGUCCUCCUAUUGGGCUUAAUCUGUGUCCAGGAAAGGUCUGGAUUAGUUAGACCAUUCCUGGUGAAAAAGCAAACCAUUUAGGCUACAGCAGUCCAAAUGGUUUCAAUCUUAUGUUCGUUAAUGGUCUUCAGUGGUAAAAGUACCAAACACGCACUGUAUAGUGUUUUGCAAUGGUGUUGGGUUUAAUGGUAAAUAUCACUAAUCACACUACAUACAAAGAUGUUUUCUAAUAAUUGUAUUGAAAAACAUAGGACUGCCAUGCAGUGGUUUAUAAUUUUAUUAGGGUUGUCACAACAUUUUAGUCACUAGCCCAUUUCGCUGUAACAUUUUUGACCUUGUAGGAAAAAUCUUCAUAUGAGAAUUGCACCAUAGGGAUAACCCUCUCAGAGAGCUGCCAUUUGUUGGACUAUUCAAGGAGAAUUGGGUUGAAGCAUUUGGUUGCUAAGAGAAAGACAAACUGAAUUGCUUUCAUGGAGGACUGGCUUGACUUAUGAGGUUAAAGUUGCAAAGAAAAUGUGAUCCAUUUAAUAAACACAAGAGACCAGCAAAAUGGAUGUGGCAGUAGCAGGAACAGUGGCAUCUAGUGGGCAAAACCUGAUACUUUCACACAAAUGUAUGGUAAAUAAUACAGAAACGAUUUCUGAACAAUCUGAGAUGGUGGGUGUCAUUUCUUGCUGAAAUGACAUGGAAGGACUCAUGAGGCUUUGUGUUUCUCAUGUCAGUCUUGUCAGCCAUGAUAGCCAGUUGAACCAAGGCUGCAUGGACACUAGCUUUACUAACCUCUCUGUCCUCGGGGUGGAGUUAGUUACAGUAUAGAUAUAGUAUAGUAAACUACUCAACACUGGUAUCAUUGUAAAUCAUUGUCAACAUGUUACACCAAUGCAGUCAGAGCUAACAUAUGCUUUUACUGUUCUUUUUGUUCUCAUAUUCAGCAUUUUAACAGGUGCAUUAGUUAUUUUAAGUGGCAUAAAAGUUACCCCUUUUAUGUUAUGUAGAUGGUUGACAGACAGUUUUUUUUUCACUUAUGUAGUUCAGACAAGGAUGUACAUGAGCAAUAUACCAACCUAAAAAUAGUCAAUAACAACCUAGGAAUGCACCUAUUGACAACAAUGUUUCUUUGGAAUAUCAUUUUAAUUGGGAAUAAAAUGUUUUUUCCCCCA